AUGUCGACUCCUACCGAAUCUGUGCGCGAUAUCGAGCGGACCUUCUUGGCUUCGCCUUCCUUCGCCGUUGUCGGAGCAUCCAAAGAUACGAGCAAGUUUGGAACAAAGGUCCUGAACUGGUACAAGGUUCGGAGCUUCCAAGUGACACCGGUUCACCCGAGGGAGGCUGAGCUAGAAGGGAUUCCGACCAUCAGCGCUAUCUCGGAUCUCCCUUCUCCCACCGAGACGUCCAUCAGCAUCAUCACGCCACCCAAGGUGACCCUCGGGAUUGUGCAAAAAGCUAAGGAACUUGGAGUGCCGGCGCUGUGGUUGCAGCCGGGCGCUGAAGAUGACGCGGUCAUCCAGUACAUCAAAGAUAAUGGAUUGGAGGACCGAGUGAUUUACGGCGGCCCCUGCAUCUUGGUAGACGGAGAUGAAAUUGUCCGUAGCCUCCUCUAG
Molecule: messenger RNA, 438 nt
Organism: Pleurotus ostreatus (oyster mushroom)
Lineage: Eukaryota; Fungi; Basidiomycota; Agaricomycetes; Agaricales; Pleurotaceae
Exons: 4
Coding region: 1-438 (145 amino acids)
Source: RefSeq, a predicted model, not a curated record